GAACAUUUCCGAAAUCGAUGUGCUAGUCCUUUAUCUCAGCUUGUACCAUAUUUCGCUGAUUUCAUAGUGCUUUAUUCAGUCAUUAUUUAUGGAUGCCAUGCUACACAAACAGACGAUAAUCGCCUUAUCCCUGAGCCGGUCGCCAAAUCUGACCAUAAUGGCUAAUAACGGUUCAUACAGCAAUGACCGUCCAGCAGGGGCUGGAGACAUUGAUUAUGGUUCAGACCCCGCUUCGGGUGGAUUUUUCUUCUCAGACUCAAAAAAGCAUCAUGACUUAAAGCAGAUGCUAGACACCAACAAAGAUGGCUUGAAACUGGAAGCAAUGAAGAGGAUCAUUGGGAUGGUUGCCAGGGGCAGAGAUGCAUCCGAGCUGUUUCCGGCUGUCGUUAAAAAUGUCGUCUCGAAGAAUAUCGAAGUCAAGAAGCUUGUCUAUGUCUAUCUUGUCCGAUAUGCUGAGGAGCAGCAGGAUCUUGCCCUCCUUUCAAUCUCAACAUUUCAAAGAGCUUUAAAAGAUCCAAAUCAAUUAAUCAGGGCAAGUGCUUUGAGGGUCCUUUCUAGUAUUCGAGUACCUGUUAUUGUGCCUAUUGUGCUACUUGCGAUUAAGGACUCAGCCAUGGAUAUGUCUCCUUAUGUUAGGAAAACUGCAGCCCAUGCCAUACCAAAACUUUUUAGCUUAGAUCCUGAACAAAAGGAAGAAUUGGUCAUAGUCAUUGAAAAACUUUUGUCAGAUAAAACAACCCUUGUUGUCGGAUCUGCUGUUAUGGCAUUUGAAGAAGUAUGUCCAGAAAAAAUUUGUCUAAUACACAAAAAUUAUCGGAAGCUGUGCAAUCUACUUGUUGACGUUGACGAAUGGGGGCAGGUCAUCAUUAUAAACAUGCUUACAAGAUAUGCCAGGACUCAGUUUGUCGAUCCAAAUAAGGAUAUUAAUAUAAAUGAAAAAGAAGUGGAAAGACCUUUUUAUGAUGACGAUGUAGAUAAUGAAGAUGUGAAAAACAACAAACCAACAUUUGUCGCAGACCCAGAUUAUAGACUUCUACUGAAGAAUGCUAAACCUCUUUUACAAAGUCGAAAUGCAUCAGUUGUGAUGGCUGUAGCUCAACUCUUUCACCACUUGGCACCCCGAACAGAAGUUUCUGUCAUUGCCAAGUCCUUAGUGAGGCUGCUCAGGUCUUACAGGGAAGUUCAAUCAAUUGUACUUAAUUGCAUCGCAUCCAUUUCGAUUCAAAGAAAGGGGAUGUUCGAACCGUAUUUGAAAAGUUUUUUUGUAAGAACAUCUGACCCAACGCACAUAAAAUUACUUAAACUGGAAAUAUUAACAAAUCUUGCAACGGAGACGAGCAUAUCUGUAAUUUUAAGAGAGUUCCAAACUUACAUUUCAAGCCCUGACAAGGAAUUCGUAGCAGCUGCUAUUCAAGCUAUUGGAAGAUGUGCUUCCAACAUCAAAGAAGUUACUGACUGCUGUCUAAACGGGCUUGUUACAAUGCUAUCAAAUAGAGAUGAGGCUGUUGUUGCUGAGAGUGUUGUUGUGAUAAAGAAGCUUUUACAAUCUCAGCCAUCGAGACAUCGAGAUAUAAUAAGGUCUAUGGCGAAGCUAAUGGACACGAUUACAGUGCCAGCAGCCAGGGCGUCCAUCUUGUGGCUGCUUGGAGAGUACUCUGAGCUCGUUCCAACUAUUGCACCUGAUGUUCUUCGAAAAAUGGCUAAAUCGUUCAUCAAUGAAGAAGAUAUCGUAAAACUGCAAGUACUUAAUUUGGCAAUAAAACUUUUCUUAACAAACCCGGAACAAACAAAACUUCUCUGCCAGUAUGUGUUCAGUCUGGCGCGUUAUGAUCAAAAUUAUGAUAUUAGGGAUAGAUCUAGAUUUCUUCGGCAGUUCAUAUUUCCAACUAACACUGAGAACAAUCUGUCAUCUUAUUCUUCUAAAUUCUUCCUCGCUUCUAAGCCUGCACCAUUGCUCCAGUCAAAAUUCAAAGAUAGAGAAAACUACCAAAUGGGUUCAUUGACACACUAUAUAAACAUGAGAGCUGCAGGUUAUCACGAUCUACCUGAUUUUCCUGAUACGGCACCUGACCCAGCACCACGGAAUGUCGCCGAACCCAUCCAGCCAUCGCCUCCUCCUCUUGAUGUGCCUCGUAACAAAAAACAGUCCAAGUCCAAAUCAUUUUAUUCGGAUUCAGACAGUUCGCAAGUUGACGAAGAUUCUGAUUCUUCAGCUGAGAGUGAUGAGGAUGAUGAUGACGACGACGAUGAUAACAAGGACAGCUCUAGUGAUGAUAGCAGUGAUGGAGAUUCGGAAUCUGAUUCAUCAGAGUCAUCUCCACAGCCUAUUAAAAAUUUGAAGAAUCAAGAGCCAGUGCAAUUUAGUAAUAACAAUGGGGAAAGUGAGUCUGAGAGUGACAGUUCAGAAAUGAGUUCCAGCGAUGAUUCUGAUUCUGAUUCUUCAGAUGAUGAGAUGAAAACAAAAUUGACGAGUAAUGUUUCUAAUAAUGUAGAAACCAAAGGGAAAUCAAACCUAGAUCUUCUCCUUGACUUAGAUGACGGUAAUGUGGUCCCAAAUAUUCCAGUAUUGACUCCUUCCUUUGGAGGCUUUCUCAGCCCAUUGGCCCCUGCACCCACAUCAGUGAACAUCAAUUCUGUACAGCCAGUUGGGCCUACUGUUAUCCCAUCAAAGAGGUACGAGCUUUUAAACAAGAUAACCGGUAGAGGGUUGAGUAUUGAGGGCCGGUUUACAAGGCAGCCCCAUCUAUUUUCUGGGAAAAUGGUUUCAAUCGAGUUGAAGUUCAACAACAACACAACUGAAACUCUGGAGGACAUAAAAGUUUCAUCAACGAAUUUAUCCCCAGGAAUGCAAAUGCACAAAUUUGCACCAAUAAACACAUUGCCUCCUCAGGCCGUCUCCAUCGGUACCAUAGGUGUAGAUUGGAAUGAUUCGACACAACCUGUUUCAUUUGAAGUUUCUUGGAAUGACGGCAAGGCUCAUAUUUCUUUGAAGCCCCCUAUCGGCGAGCUGAUCCGAAGUGUCAGGAUUUCACACAAGAUGUUUUUAGACGAGCAAGCUAAACUGAAAGGGAUGAAUGAACACCAAGAAAAAGUUCCUACGACCAAAGAAAUCUCCAAUAUUAGCAAUGAAGUCUGCAAAGUGGCAAAUAUGUCUCUUCUGCCAUCCGUCGAACCUGAUAUCUAUAGGUUUGCUGGUGAAACGAUGGCUUCAAAAUCUCUUAUCUUGGCAUCUUUAAAAGUUAUUCCAAACUCUAUUCAAAUUACUGUCAACUGUGAAAAACUGGUAGUUGGGUCGAUGUUACUCACAGAACUGAAAAGCUUGGUUUUGUCCCACCAAUAGUUCUAAGGACAAAGAAUUUAUCUGCUGAUUCUGCCAUCUCCGUUGUUAUAUUUUAUUAAUAUAUUUUAUUAUAAUAAAAAUGAGUAUAUAUUU
Molecule: messenger RNA, 3433 nt
Organism: Cimex lectularius (bed bug)
Lineage: Eukaryota; Metazoa; Arthropoda; Insecta; Hemiptera; Cimicidae
Gene: rb
Product: AP-3 complex subunit beta-1
Exons: 20
Coding region: 89-3340 (1083 amino acids)
Biological process (GO): vesicle-mediated transport; intracellular protein transport
Cellular component (GO): AP-3 adaptor complex; membrane coat
Source: RefSeq, a predicted model, not a curated record